AUGCUCAAGAUAACUACGAUUGUCUCUCCUCUCCACUCCAUUUCCAGCACUCCUCUACUAUACCCUCUUCUCUUCAUCAUUUAAAUCUUUAUCUUUCUCUCUCUCCCGCUAAAUUAUAAUGUCACCAACUGCUUAAUUCAAAAGUGAUCAACUUCAACAAUUUAAUCCUUCCAGGAUAUCAACAAAUGGCUUUGAGAUGGAGAAAGGAGAAUUAGCAAAAAGCAGAGAUUGAAGGGGGAAUAAAAAUAAAGAAAGAACCUAAAUUAGUUCUAAAAAACCAGAAAUGCGAACGAUUUGUGACGUGUGUGAGAGCGCAGCCGCGAUUCUUUUUUGUGCAGCUGAUGAAGCUGCUCUUUGCCGUUCCUGUGACGAGAAGGUUCAUUUGUGCAACAAGCUAGCUAGUCGGCACGUGCGAGUAGGACUUGCAGAUCCUAGCGCCGUUCCACAGUGUGACAUAUGUGAAAAUGCACCAGCUUUCUUUUACUGUGAGAUAGAUGGUAGUUCGCUCUGCUUGCAAUGCGAUAUGAUAGUACAUGUUGGUGGUAAAAGAACCCAUGGGAGAUAUCUCCUGCUGAGGCAGAGGGUUGAGUUUCCGGGGGAUAAACCUGGCCGGAUGGAGGAGCAAGGACAACAAGCUCUUGAUCAUAAUGAAACAAGGAGGGACCAAAACCAGCCGCUUAAACUCACAGCUAGAGAAAGUAAACAAAACCACAGAGCCUCUCCAGUUCCAAUGGUAGAGAAUAACACAGUUAGCGAGGGAAAAAUGGACAACAAUUUGAUUGAUCUUAAUGCCAGGCCUCAGCGGAUACAUGGACAAAAUUCAACUAAUCAGGAAAAUCACGAAUCUUCUAGUGCGGUUCCUGUUGGAUCCUUCAAAAGAGAGCCUGAAAAGUAAGCAAGUGGCUGCAGGUGAUUUCGGAUGCAUGUUGAGAUAUUCAGUACUGCAACCAGCCUUGCAUGCUCUUGCAUUUGCAGCAUUUCUUGUGGUUAGGCUUUCCUUCCUAGCGCGAAGUUGGUGAGGUGAUUUUUAGUCUUUUGUAACAAAUAUCAACAGAGAUAUAGUUUGUGUGAAAGAAAUAACAAAACUCUUUGUUGGUUAGCAUCAUGUGCUGGCUGAGUUCACCAUCACCUUCAGGUCCUGAGAUUUAAAAUUUAAUAAAGCACGAUUCAUUCGAAAGA
Molecule: messenger RNA, 1179 nt
Organism: Populus euphratica (Euphrates poplar)
Lineage: Eukaryota; Viridiplantae; Streptophyta; Magnoliopsida; Malpighiales; Salicaceae
Product: B-box zinc finger protein 19
Exons: 6
Coding region: 284-895 (203 amino acids)
Biological process (GO): photomorphogenesis; regulation of DNA-templated transcription
Cellular component (GO): nucleus
Molecular function (GO): zinc ion binding
Source: RefSeq, a predicted model, not a curated record